AUGAUGAUAUCGAGGGGGCUAUUUGGGUGGUCGCCGCCGCACAUACAGCCUUUGACGCCGGUGUCGGAGGUGUCUGAGCCACCGGAGUCUCCAUCACCAUACCUGGACGCGAGCGCUGUGGAUGCCAUGCCGGUCGAGGUGGAGGACGAGAUGGAUGCCGAGGCAGAUGAGAUCGAGCAGCCACCAGGCGCUGUACCCUUCUCCGGCCUGUUUGCCUGUGCUGACCGGCUCGACUGGGGUCUGAUGGUAGUUGGAUCUCUUGCUGCCGCCGCCCAUGGCACUGCCCUCGUUGUUUACUUGCAUUAUUUCGCCAAAAUCAUUCAGCUUCUCCGCCAUGGCUCCGACCCACCUGACAACAGUGACAAGCUCUUUGACGAGUUCACUGAGCUUGCUUUAACAAUUGUUUACAUUGCCGUGGGAGUUUUUGUUGCUGGUUGGAUUGAGGUAUCGUGCUGGAUUCUUACUGGAGAAAGGCAGACUGCAGUGAUCAGGUCAAGAUAUGUACAAGUACUACUUAAUCAAGACAUGAGCUUUUUUGAUACUUAUGGUAACAAUGGAGACAUUGUGAGCCAAGUGCUGAGUGAUGUUCUGCUCAUUCAAUCCGCUCUUAGCGAAAAAGUUGGAAACUAUAUUCAUAAUAUGGCUACUUUCAUCAGUGGUCUAGUGAUUGGAUUUGUCAACUGUUGGCAGAUUGCCCUUAUAACUUUAGCCACAGGUCCAUUCAUUGUUGCUGCAGGAGGAAUAUCAAAUAUAUUUCUGCAUAGGCUUGCGGAGAAUAUCCAAGAUGCUUAUGCUGAAGCAGCAAGUAUUGCAGAGCAGGCUGUAUCUUAUAUUAGAACCUUAUAUGCAUUCACGAACGAGACAUUGGCAAAAUAUUCUUAUGCAACUUCACUUCAAGCUACUCUGAGAUAUGGUAUAUUAAUAAGUCUCGUGCAAGGACUUGGACUUGGUUUCACUUAUGGGCUUGCAAUCUGUUCUUGUGCCUUACAACUUUGGGUUGGAAGGUUCCUAGUUACACAUAGAAAAGCUCAUGGGGGAGAAAUUGUAACAGCGCUAUUCGCUGUUAUUUUGAGUGGCCUUGGGCUGAAUCAAGCGGCAACAAACUUCUAUUCUUUUGAACAAGGGAGAAUUGCUGCUUAUAGACUGUUUGAGAUGAUAAGUCGUUCAUCCUCCACUGUCAAUCAUGAUGGAAUCACCCUUGGUUUUGUACAAGGAAACAUAGAGUUUCGAAAUGUUUAUUUCAGCUAUCUCUCCCGUCCUGAAAUUCCUAUAUUGAGUGGGUUUUACCUCACUGUACCAUCUAAAAAGGCUGUCGCACUUGUUGGCAGAAAUGGCUCUGGUAAAAGCAGUAUUAUACCGCUUAUGGAGCGGUUUUAUGAUCCUACAUUAGGUGAAGUUCUGUUAGAUGGUGAAAAUAUAAAAAAUCUGAAGCUGGAGUGGCUAAGAAGCCAAAUUGGAUUAGUCACCCAGGAACCAGCUUUAUUAAGUUUGAGCAUCAAAGAAAACAUUGCUUAUGGACGAAAUGCUUCUUUAGACCAAAUUGAAGAAGCUGCAAAAAUUGCGCAUGCACAUACAUUUAUCAGUUCACUGGAUAAUGGAUAUGAUACUCAGAUUGGUAGGGCCGGUUUAGCAAUGACAGAGGAGCAGAAAAUUAAACUUUCUGUUGCUAGAGCUGUGCUUUCUAAUCCAUCUAUUCUACUGCUAGAUGAGGUUACUGGUGGACUUGAUUUUGAAGCUGAGCGAGCUGUUCAGGAGGCGCUGGAUCUCCUCAUGUUAGGCAGAUCAACAAUAAUAAUUGCUAGACGGCUUAGUCUGAUUAAGAAUGCUGAUUACAUUGCUGUAAUGGAAGAAGGACAACUCGUUGAAAUGGGGACACAUGAUGAACUAAUAAACUUGAAUGGCCUUUAUGCUGAGCUUCUCAAAAAUGAAGAAGCUGCAAAACUUCCACGGAGGAUGCCAGUGAAGAACUACAAGGACACUGCAACUUUCCAGAUUGAAAAAGAUACUUCCGCAAGUCACAGCUUCCAAGAGCCAUCAUCUCCUAAAAUGGCCAAGUCACCAUCUCUUCAAAGGGUAUCUGGCUUCCAUGUGUUUAGGCCGGCUGAUGUUACAUUUGACUCACAAACAUCUCCCAGGGUUCUGAGCCCUCCGUCAGAACAAAUAAUUGAAAAUGGUGUUUCCUUGGAUUCGACAGAUAAAGAACCGUCUAUCAAAAGGCAGGAUAGUUUUGAAAUGAGACUUCCAGAGCUACCCAAGAUUGAUGUUCACCCUGCACAUCGACAAACGAACGAUGCCUCAGAUCCUGAAUCUCCUGUCUCUCCCCUUUUGACAUCUGAUCCGAAAAAUGAACGUUCUCAUUCACAAACAUUUAGUCGACCACUUAGUCAAUUCGAUGAUGUGCCCAUGAGAGCACAAGAAACCAAGGACAAACAUCCUCAAGGAGAGCCAUCCUUUUGGAGGCUUGUAGAGCUUAGCCUUGCAGAGUGGCUUUACGCUGUUUUAGGAAGCACUGGUGCUGCAAUUUUUGGCUCUUUUAAUCCCGUGCUCGCUUAUGUUAUCUCACUCAUAGUAACAGCAUAUUAUAGAGAAGAUAAAAAACAUCACUUACGCCAAGAAGUAGACAGGUGGUGCUUAAUCAUUGCCGGCAUGGGAAUUGUAACAGUCAUCGCCAACUUUUUGCAGCACUUCUAUUUUGGCAUAAUGGGGGAGAAAAUGACUGAACGUGUUCGGAGAAUGAUGUUUUCAGCAAUGCUUCGCAAUGAAGUUGGAUGGUUUGACGAUGAAGAGAACAGUGCUGAUAACUUGUCCAUGCGCUUGGCGAAUGAUGCUACUUUUGUUAGAGCUGCUUUUAGCAACCGGCUAUCUAUAUUUAUACAAGACACCGCAGCUGUUAUGGUGGCCGUUCUCAUUGGGAUGUUACUGCAGUGGCGGUUGGCACUUGUGGCCUUGGCUACUCUUCCUGUUCUUACUGUUUCUGCAAUAGCCCAGAAAUUGUGGCUUGCUGGAUUUUCAAAGGGCAUUCAGGAGAUGCAUAGGAAGGCCUCUUUGGUUCUCGAGGAUGCAGUUAGAAAUAUUUAUACUGUUGUAGCAUUUUGUGCUGGCAACAAGGUAAUGGAGCUCUACAGGUUGCAGCUUCGGCAAAUAUUCAAGAAAAGCUUUCUCCAUGGAGUUGCAAUUGGCUUUGCAUUUGGCUUUUCCCAGUUUCUUCUUUUUGCUUGCAAUGCUCUUCUGCUAUGGUAUACUGCCCUUUCUGUCAAGAAUGGGUAUACGAAUUUGGCUACAGCUCUGAAGGAAUACAUGGUUUUCUCUUUUGCUACAUUUGCACUGGUUGAGCCUUUUGGUUUAGCUCCAUAUAUUCUCAAAAGAAGAAAAUCUCUGACGUCAGUUUUUGAAAUAAUUGAUCGAGUGCCUAAGAUUGACCCAGAUGAUAAUUCAGCCUUGAAACCUCCCAAUGUUUAUGGAAGCAUCGAGUUAAAAAAUGUUGAUUUUUCUUAUCCAACUCGGCCAGAAAUCCUUGUACUAAGCAAUUUCAGCCUCAAAGUCAAUGGGGGACAAACCAUAGCAGUGGUAGGUGUUUCAGGGUCUGGAAAGAGCACUAUAAUAUCUUUGAUAGAAAGAUUCUAUGAUCCAGUUGCUGGUCAGGUUUUACUGGAUGGGCGUGAUUUGAAAUCAUAUGACUUGAGAUGGUUGAGGAGCCACUUAGGUCUUGUUCAGCAGGAGCCGAUAAUCUUUUCAACUACCAUAAGAGAAAACAUCAUUUAUGCUAGGCAUAAUGCAAGUGAAGCAGAGAUGAAAGAGGCAGCAAGAAUAGCUAAUGCUCAUCAUUUUAUCAGUAGUUUGCCUCAUGGUUAUGACACACACGUCGGAAUGAGGGACGUAUAUCUGACUCCAGGACAGAAGCAAAGAAUUGCAAUUGCCAGAGUUGUUUUGAAAAAUGCACCAAUUUUAUUAUUGGAUGAAGCCAGCUCGUCCAUCGAAUCCGAGUCAAGCCGGGUGGUGCAGGAAGCCCUUGACACUCUAGUAAUGGGGAACAAAACAACGAUUCUAAUUGCUCACCGUGCUGCUAUGAUGAGGCAUGUAGACAAUAUUGUUGUACUUAAUGGUGGGCGAAUUGUGGAGGAAGGUACUCAUGAUACAUUAAUGGGCAAGAGUAGUUUGUAUGCCCGAUUGAUUCAACCGCAAUUUGGGAAGGGCUUACGUCAGCAUAGACUUGUUUAG
Messenger RNA from Fraxinus pennsylvanica, 4218 nucleotides. The record is from the annotation of a GenBank genome assembly. Lineage: Eukaryota; Viridiplantae; Streptophyta; Magnoliopsida; Lamiales; Oleaceae.